This is a messenger RNA of Balearica regulorum gibbericeps (East African grey crowned-crane), 898 nucleotides long. The record is from RefSeq and is a predicted model, not a curated record. NCBI's taxonomy places the organism in Eukaryota, Metazoa, Chordata, Aves, Gruiformes, Gruidae.
AUCGGCAGAUUGGUUAUUGGGCAGAAUGGUAUCUUAUCCACACCUGCUGUUUCAUGUAUCAUCCGAAAGAUCAAAGCAGCUGGUGGCAUUAUUCUAACAGCUAGCCACAGUCCUGGGGGACCUGGAGGAGAGUUUGGAGUCAAGUUUGAGGUUGCCAAUGGAGGACCUGCUCCAGAUAUAGUUUCAGAUAAAAUCUAUCAAAUCAGCAAAACCUUGGAGGAAUAUGCCAUUUGUCCCGAUCUCAGAGUUGAUUUAUCACGCAUAGGAAGACAAGAAUUUGAUCUGGAGAACAAAUUCAAACCUUUCCGAGUGGAAAUUGUGGAUUCUGUGGAUAUCUACCUCAAUCUCCUUCGAACUAUCUUUGACUUCAACGCGAUCAGAAAUUUGCUGACUGGACCCAACCAGAUUAAAAUAAGGAUUGAUGCCAUGAAUGGAGUUAUGGGACCUUAUGUGAGAAGAAUCCUGUGUGAUGAAUUGGGAGCUCCUGCAAAUUCUGCCAUAAACUGUAUUCCUCUGGAGGAUUUUGGAGGACAGCCUCCUGAUCCCAAUUUAACAUAUGCAACUGCCUUGCUGGAGGCUAUGAGAGGUGGAGAGUAUGGAUUUGGAGCUGCUUUUGAUGCUGACGGAGACCGUUACAUGAUCCUUGGCCAAAAUGGUUUCUUUGUUAAUGCGUCAGAUUCAUUGGCUAUCAUUGCUGCCAAUCUGUCUUGUAUUCCAUACUUCUGUCAGAUGGGUGUCCGAGGAUUUGGUAGGAGCAUGCCUACCAGCACAGCCCUGGACAAAGUGGCAAAAGUAAUGAAGGUUCCUGUGUAUGAGACACCAACAGGAUGGAGAUAUUUUUCCAAUCUCAUGGACUCUGGACGUUGCUCACUUUGUGGAGAGGAGAGCUUUGGCACUG